Messenger RNA from Panthera uncia (snow leopard), 7601 nucleotides. RefSeq names its product family with sequence similarity 120B (gene FAM120B). The coding region runs from base 3567 to 6359 and encodes 930 amino acids. The record is from RefSeq and is a predicted model, not a curated record. The transcript has 11 exons. Gene Ontology annotation, cellular component: nucleus. Lineage: Eukaryota; Metazoa; Chordata; Mammalia; Carnivora; Felidae.
GCGGGGGGGGGGGGGGACUGACCUGUUGACCUAGCAGCUGCUGAGUGCCUACAUCAGCCAUGCGCCAGUUUUCUGGAUCUUGGCACCAGUGGUCAUGGCCUGACUGUGUCCUGGAGGGCCCUCCAGGACACCCUGCAUGUUUGAUGUACGUACGGUGUACAUCAGAAUAGCUAUAGGCUUUCCGUUUCUCAUGUGAAGAGCUUCAUAGAGAUGUGGUGUGGGAGAAAAAAUGUUCUGACGCUUGCUGAAACAGUACGGAAGGUUUUACUCAAGAUUAUUGCAAUAGGGGUGUUCCACUAAGGGAGAGAGAUGGGGCUCAGCUUUGAACACAGCAAAGAUGCCUGGGGAUUUGUAGCCUGCCAGCAGUAAGAACCAAGGGGAUGACGCAUUUGAUCGGAUCUUGAGGGUGAUCAUCUAUUGAGGGCAGGGAUCUUCUCCAGACAGACUCAGCAGGACUCUUGCUGAGACUGGACUCAGCCAGGAUGCACGCAGAUGCCCAAGGUUGAGGCCUUAUUGAGAGGAGGGCCCGGAGGAGUCUGAUGGAAAUCUGCCUCGGUAGGGCAUCUUUUCGGUAGUUAAUGAGUCCUGGGUGGAGGGGCUCCAAAGCAUGGCCACCAGCGCAGUGGCGGCCGCCUGCAGCUUGCUUGUUCACCUGGUUUGUGCAUUCAUGAAUAUUCAGUAAACACUGAGCUAACCCUGUCUCAUGUGCUGCUGUGGCAUAGGUAUUCAUGUCACGGAGUUUUCAGUCCUCUUUCUUGCCUUGCUGUGCUGAAGGGGGUCCCUGUCGGUUUCCCUUUGUAGGUGAGGUUGGUGGGGAGCCAGGGAAAGAAGCCCCACGUCCAGCGACAAGGUGACCUUCCUGAGGCGCGGGCCCAGCCAGCAUGUGACCGGGGAAGGAAACACCUGACUUGGAAAUGAAGCAAAGAAAAAGGAGGACCGUGUGUUUUGUCACCAUCGUGCGGGCCGUUAUUUAACAGAUUCACCCAAGAUUGUUUAGUUUUCUAACCCAACGUGCCUCUCCGACUUUGCCACUUACUCUUGAUUGGAGCCCAGAUGCUGAUGCUCCAUGUGUCAAUUUAUAGGUUUUUGUCUUGUACAGAUACAAAUUAUUUCUGUCUGAUAAACGUAAACCCCAAAGUUUUGAUUUCAUUGCUUUGUAGGUCUUCAGCUGAAUUUGUCUCCGGCUGAAAAUAGCUCAUUUCAGUGAACUCCAGCUCUUCGGUGCCCUCUGAACCUGCGUCCCCUGUACAGACUUCCUCGUUAACUUGCAUGCCCAUUGCAAAAGUAUGCUCUGACAUUGUUGCAUGCUGGUGCUUUAGGGUGGCCAGAGCUGCUGCUACCGAUUGUCCUUCUGCAAACACUGAUCUCUGGGUAGGAGGUGUCCCUCCCGCCCCCCCGUCUGUGGGUUGUCCAUGAGUCCAUUUGUCCCUGUGUCCAGAGGGACUCGGCCCCUUCUGUCAGUGGCGGUGUAGAGAUGUGUCUGUGCUGAGGCACUCACUGCACCUUUCAUUCCUCUAAGUGUUCAUCGUCGAAGGUUGUGAAUAAAGAGACUUCGGGAUUUCUCUUUCAUCUUCUGCGUCCUCAUUUCCCGGUAACCAGUAUGUUGGGACUGGUCCAGCUGUAUAGAGGGAUGCCGUUCCUAGGAGGAGGCCCCUUCCCGUGUAACACGCUCUGUACUUGUGUGCCUGCUUCUCCUUCAUCAACUUCCUGCCUUGAGGCUUUGUUUCCCAAAUCAGUGUCAGCUCCUUGAGGGCAGGGUCUCUGCUUCCUACUCUUUAUUUGCCUGCAGACGGAGUCCAUAAACUUCAAUGCCUUCUUUUCAUUCAUUUAUUCGCAAGUACUUACUGGGCCCCUGGCAUGUCGGACACAGUGCUGGGUGUUGGGGAUGUGACACAGUGACAUCAUCUGCCCUGAGGAGGCCUGCAUUAAUGGAAGUGAUUCCCAGAUUGUACUUUGGGCAAGAAACUCCUCUAAUGAGACAUCUGUUUUCUUUCUGAACAAUAUCUAGAUAAUGAAAAUUGUAUAUAUGUAGGUAUAUGUACGUGUAUAUUUAUAGUCACCUUUAAAACCACCUUUAAAGAAUGAAAACCUCAGUACAGUUGGCCCCUUCGCACAGUCAAAAAUCUGCAAAUAAACUUCUGACCCCCACCCAAGAACUUACCUCCUAAUAGCGUGUUGACGGAGCUGUACUGGUAACACUCAACUAAUACAGUUUGUGUGCCAUUGGUAUUGUCUACCGUAUUCUUAAAGUAAGCUAGAGAAAAGAAAACGUUAUUAAGAAAAUCCUAAGGAAAAGAUAAUACUGUACUAUAUAUAUGUAUGUAUGUAUAUAUAAAAUCAUACUGUACUAUAUAUAUAUAUAUGUAUGUAUGUAUAUAUAAAAUCCACGUCCAAGUGGACCCAUGCACUUCAAACUUGUGUUCAAGGGUCAGCCGUACAUGCUCUUAGCAGCAAAAGGCUUCACCAAAAAAAGGAAACCUACAAUUAUUUAAAACGGUAGUGUCCACAGAAUUUAUUUUCUUAGCCGUUUCAUUUCAUGUGAACUUAGGCGUCUCAUUGAGGGGCGGGUGGCGUGAGCCUCAGAGCCGAAGGACCGGAAGAUGUCGUCCAGAGUCACCAGUCCCAGGUCUUCGCCUGCCCGGGGUUUUCUUUGUAAAUACUGUAGAAGAGCACGUCGUAGCGGAACGUUCCUGAGGUAAUUUGCGAUUCAGAAUGUGAGAAAUUGGCAGUGCGAAAGAGGAAAAACCCGUACAUGUUUAAUUACAAUGGUGAGCUUUUCACUGCUGGGUGGGAAAGGACGCAAACAUUUGAAUAAAAUCAAAGCAGAGGCUGAGCCCGACUUCUCCCAAAAUAAAGAGGAGAGUGUUUGGAGCAGCUCAGUGUUGUCACUCGCGGUUUUAGCAGAAAAAUGCUUGAAACAAAAAUCCCUUUUUCUCGGUGAGGGAAGGCAGCCAACCCGAAUGUGGCGGAGCCGCCGCACAAACGGGAGCCCGCGUCUGUGUGGGAGCGGGCGCUGAUCUCUUUGGCUCCAGCUUGAUCUCCACGUGCGUCUCGCGCGAGCCAGUGGCCGACCGGGAGGUCCCACCGGUGCCGGUGGGCUGGAUGGGGGGGGAUCCUCCCGCGCCGGCGGUGGGCUCUGUCGGAUGCUGGGCACCCCCCGGGAACCUGGUGGAAGCGGGGGAGUCUCAGGUCAUCGUGCAGGCAGAGUCGGAAUCCGGAAGACCGCCUUCGGUACACCGCGCAAGUCUGCUGUUUGCAAAGCUGGGCACCGAAUAAUGGCCCGCAGUGUAUGCGCUCUAAGCAUCGUUUCUUUAAUCCAUCCUGACCACCCUUAUGUGUGUUCUUUGGUUCUCUUUCCGAACCUGGGCCAGACUGCUGUGUUGGGACACCGGGAGAAAAACCGUCUGGCCUCAGAAACACAGCGGAACCUUCGUCGACAGAGGGUCCGCACGCAGAGGCCCAAACCGUAGAACUUCCUUGUAGCUGAAAUAACCGUGAAGUCCAGCUUGGGCUUCAGACACUCGUACCUUGGUCAUGUUCCCGAGAUCCUUUCCAGGAGGCCAGUUAUGGGUGUGAGAGGUUUGCAGGGAUUCGUGGGCAGUACCUGCCCACAUAUAUGUACAGUAGUGAAUUUCAAAGAACUGGCAGAACACCACCGAAGCAAGCAUCCUGGAUGUACUCCUACCAUUGUGGUUGAUGCCAUGUGUUGUCUCAGAUACUGGUACACUCCUGAAUCUUGGAUCUGCGGUGGCCAGUGGCGGGAAUACUUCUCUGCUUUGCGGGAUUUUGUUAAGAGUUUUACAGCUGUUGGCAUCAGGUUGAUAUUCUUCUUUGAUGGCACGGUGGAGCAGGAUAAGAGAGAUGAGUGGGUGAAACGAAGACUAAAGAACAACAGGGAGAUCUCCAGGAUUUUCCAUUAUAUCAAGUCACAUAAGGAGCAGCCUGGCAGAAACAUGUUCUUCAUUCCCUCAGGGCUGGCCAUAUUUACACGAUUUGCUUUGAAGAGCCUGGGUCAGGAAACUCUUUGUUCGUUGCAAGAGGCCGACUAUGAGGUGGCAUCUUAUGGCCUCCAGAAUAACUGUCUUGGUAUUCUUGGAGAAGACACCGACUACUUAAUCUAUGAUACCUGUCCCUACUUUUCAAUUAGUGAGCUCUGUCUGGACAGUCUCGAUACUGUCAUGCUCUGUAGAGAGAAGCUCUGUGAGAGUCUAGAUAUCAGCCUGGCAGACCUUCCUCUUCUGGCCUGCCUGCUUGGCAACGAUAUUAUUCCAGAAGGCAUGUUUGAAAGCUUUCGGUACAAGUGCUUGUCUUCCUAUACCUCUGUAAAGGAGAACUUUGACAAAAAAGGGAACAUCAUCUUAGCUGUAGCAGACCAUAUAUCUAAAGUUCUUCGCUUGCAUCAAGGUGAAAAAAAGCUAGAAGAGAUGUUACCUUUGGGACCAAACAAAGCUCUUUUUUAUAAGGGUGUGGCAUCAUAUCUUUUGCCAGGACAGAAAUCUCCAUGGUUUUUCCAAAAACCUAAGGGUUUAAUAACUUUGGACAAGGAGGUGGUAUCCAUGAGUUCAGACCCUGAAUCCAAGCAAGAAGUUCCCAUGUGUACAGACCCCGAAUCCAAGCAAGGAGUUCCCAUGUGUACCGACCCCGAAUCCAAGCAAGGAGUUCCCCUGUGUACAGACCCUGAUUCCAAGCAAGGAAUUCCCAUGUGUACCGACCCUGAAUCCAAACAAGGAGUUCCCAUGUGUACAGAUCCUGAAUCCAAGCAAGGAGUUCCCAUGUGGACAAAUCCUGAAUCCAAGCAAGGAGUUCCCGUGUGGACAGAUCCUGAAUCCAAGCAAGGAGUUCCUGUGUGUACAGAUCCUGAGUCCAAACAAGGAGUUCCUGUGUCUACAGACCCUGAUUCCAAGCAAGCUGUUCCCAUGUGUAUAGAUCCUGGCUCCAAGGAAGGAUUCCUCCUGUGUACACAUCCUGAAUCCAAGCAAGGAGUUCCUAUGUGUACACAUCCUGAAUUCAAGCAAGGAGAUCCUGUGUGUACACACCCUGAAUCCAUGCAAGGAGAUCCUGUGUGUACACACCCUGAAUCCAAGCAAGGAGUUCCCAUGUAUGCAUACUCUGAAUACAGGCAAGGAGUUCCCAUGCGUACGUACUCUGAAUCCAAGCAAGGAGUUCCCAUGUGUACACACACUGAAUUCAAGCAAAAAUCACCUCUGGGUGCAGACUCUGAAUUUAAGCUAGAAACACCUAUAUGUACAAACCCUGGAAUUAAACAAGAAGACCUUGUGAAUAUGGAGCCUGAAAUCAAACAACAAGUAACCAUGGUUUCAGACCCUGAAAUCUUAAAGAUUGCUAGAGCACAUCACGUCCAGGCAGAGAGCUACCUGGUGUACAACAUCAUGAGCAGCGGGGAGAUCGAAUGCAGCAACACCUUGGAGGACGCGCUGGACCAGGCUCUGCCCAGCCAGGCUUUCGUCUACCGCCCGGUGCGCCAGCGCGUUUACUCCCUCCUGCUGGGGGGCGGCGAAGAUGGCGCCAGCACCUGCCCCACUGUCAAGGAGUGGUUUGUGUACUCUGGGAACCCACUGAGGCACCCGGACCUCGUCAGGCCUCUGCAGAUGAACAUUCCAGGGGGAACCCCUAACUUGAAAUUACUGUGGCUGAACCAAGACGCAGGGAUACAAGCCCGGCGCUUGGACGCGCUGCUAGGCUGCUUCGACCUCUCCUCCUCAAGAGAAGAGCUGCAGGCGGUGGAGAAUCCCUUUAAAGCGCUGUGCUGCCUCCUGACCUACCUCUUCGUGCAGGUGGACACGCUUUGCCUGGAGGAUCUGCAUGCUUUCAUUGCUCAGGCCUUGUGCCUCCAAGGAAAACCAACUGUGCAGCUCGUAGACUUACAGCUUGACUACAUCGACGCCCGAGCCGUGCAGCUUGGCUCCCUGCUGGUCCGCGGCCUUACCACUUUGGUCUUGGUCAACAGCGCGUGCGGCUUUCCCUGGAGGAUGAGUGACUUCAUGCCCUGGAACGUGUUUGACGGGAAGCUCUUCCAUCAGAAGUACCUGCAGUCGGAGAAGGGGUGCACCGUGGAGGCUCUGGUGGAACAAAACAGGUCCCGGCUGACCAAGUUCCACGCGCUGAAGUCGGUCGUGUGCAAGGCCUGCGUGAGGGAGAACCGGCGCAUCGUCAGCAGGCAGCACUGGCACUCCCCCCAGCCAGGCAGGUGGGGGAGGCAGGGAUCCGGCUCCCACAGGACGAGCUCCGGGUACAGCCGGGCAGGCCAAGGACAGCACUGGAGGGAUCAGGGUCCAGGAAAUAGACAGUAUGAGCCUGACCAUUGGAGAAGAUACUCCUCUUCCGGGUGGUCCAACUGACGCCCACCAGCUGGAAGAGGACAGACCCGCUCGCGGGUGAAGAAGGAAUCAUUGUAAACGUAGACAUUGAGCAUAAAGCCAGUACAGUACAUCUUGCUUACCUACAGCCAAGACCUAGAACGAGAUUGCUGUAUUUCACCCAUUACAGGCACACAGUACAGACAUGUCGAGUGAGGUGACCUGAACGUGGUAUGUGUUUUUAACUCCACUCUACUGUGCCGUUUACGUGGCACCAGGCAGCCAGGCGGAGCUGAGGGCGUGUGAAGAACUGCCUGCUGCCUCCCAGAAGCUUUGCUGUGGCUCCACCCCAAGUGCGGAGAUUCCCUGUAGUCUGACAGCUUGUAAAUGUACGACCUUCGUGGGGAGAACGGAGAAACGAUGAACGCCUGUGUCAUCGAGGCCCUGCUCUGCGUGAAUCUGCACAGCAUGGGCCACAGCGUCUCCCGAGACAGGGAAGCCAACCCGGAAAGGACCGCGUAGCUUCGGGCAGCCGCCCUUGAGUCCCUUGUGCUUGAGUUACACGUGCGACUUCCAGCAAGUUUCUUCCUGAGUGGUUGGCCCGGGCCUGGGAUGUGCAGGCCCUUGUGAAAGUUCACUGUGGUCCUCACGGCACAGCUGAGGUCUCUGUGGUCACUUCAAGAGUGCUCAGUUGGUGAGUGGGAAAGACUGUUUUGUGGCUACCAUUGUGUUCCAGGGAAUAUGGCCGGACCACCCUCGUGUGAAGGACACAUCUGAGAACAGGCAGCACAGGGAGCCCAGCGGCUCCCGCGGGACUGGGACGUGGGGCCCCGUCUCACAUGCUUGGUUCAGCGGCAGUAGGGAUGGUGUGGUUGGUUGGCCUCACCCGCUCUCCUUUGUGUUGUGACGCCGAUCUGUAAUACGCAUUUCGCUCUACCAGUUACCAGUGGUUAGUCUGCUGUUACAGCAAGUGAAGACCCACUUCUUUGUCCCGGUUCUCAUUGGGCCCUGUUGUCGAAGUUCUACAGCUGGAAAGGCCUUGGGCACCGGCCGAAGUCUGGCCAGGUCUCCUAUGGGCUCUGUACCACCCCCUUCUCAAAUGUAAGUCUGUACACCCGUGAGAGGAAAAAGAAAGUGGUGAUUCCUGAGUCAAUGUAUUAAUUGUUAUUCUCAUGUUGUUUAAAUAUGUGCAAACGUGCAUUAGGGUCCUUAAUGCUCAGAGCUCUUUCUUAAUGCAGCUUUCAUUCCAACACGUCAUAUAAAUAAACUGAAACUAGAUUCUGA